This is a messenger RNA of Bathycoccus prasinos, 588 nucleotides long. RefSeq lists its product with no specific name. Gene Ontology annotation, molecular function: protein binding; ubiquitin conjugating enzyme activity. Gene Ontology annotation, biological process: protein polyubiquitination; proteasome-mediated ubiquitin-dependent protein catabolic process. Gene Ontology annotation, cellular component: nucleus. The transcript is spliced from 2 exons. The coding region runs from base 1 to 588 and encodes 195 amino acids. The record is from RefSeq and is a predicted model, not a curated record. NCBI's taxonomy places the organism in Eukaryota, Viridiplantae, Chlorophyta, Mamiellophyceae, Mamiellales, Bathycoccaceae.
AUGGACACCAACCGCUUAUCGAAAGAGCUGCGAGAAAUUGCCUCGGACAAAGCCUCCGGAGUGUCGGUGGAACUCGUCGGGGACUCGUUGGCGCACAUGCGCGGGACCAUCACGGGACCAUCGGAAACGCCGUACCAAGGCGGAACGUUCCUCGUGGACAUUCACAUCACGAACUCGUACCCGUUCGAACCGCCAAAGAUGAAAUUCUUGACCAAAGUGUGGCACCCGAACGUCUCCUCGCAAAGCGGCGCGAUAUGCUUGGACGUGCUGAAAGAUCAGUGGACGCCAGCGUUGACGAUUAAGACGGCGUUGUUAUCGGUGCAAGCGUUGUUAGCGGCGGCGGAGCCGGACGAUCCGCAAGAUGCGGUGGUGGCGAAGAUGUACGUUUCCAAUCGCGCGCAGUUUGACCUGCAAGCGAAGGAGUGGACGGAGAAGUACGCGAAGGAAGGGCAGAAGGUAGAAGCGGCGAAAGAUCCGAAGGUUGUGAAGUUGAUGGAGAUGGGUUUCGGGGAACAGGACGCGGAGAGGGCGUUGGUGAAGUGUAAUUUUAACCAAGAGGAGGCGUUGGAGUAUUUGUUGGCGCAGUGA